AGCGAGGAAGAGAGGCAAGUAACCGACAAGGGUACAUGCCAACAGAUUCCAGUCCAGGUUUUUGUCCUCUCCAUAACUGUGAGAACAACUGAUUGGUUCUUCUGUUGUUAACGUGUUUGACUGCUGAAGAGUUCUUCCUCCUGCAGGAGAAAUGACAGCUACGGCACAAGAAAUAAUAAACACAGAUGUUGAUGCUGAAGAGAGAUUGAAUACAGUUAAGGAAGAAACGGAGGCUUCUGACAAAGUCACAGUGAAGAGGCAAAGCUUAUGUUGGGACAGAAAAAAUGGAGCGAGCCAUUUCAGCUUUCAACCAUAUGGGCUUAUCCUUGUCAGUGUAAUAAUAAUCAUCUUCGUUAUUGCCAUCCCCAUUGUCUGGAAAGUCUCAUGUAAAAACUGCGACCAGCUUGUCACUCAAGUGGAACCCCUUGCUCUUUGUGGGCCAGUGUGUCCAGCAGGCUGGAUCGGCUAUGAAAGGAAGUGCUUCUACUUCUCAGAAGGGGAAGGAAACUGGACUUUUGGCCAGAACUUUUGCACUUCCCACAGCUCUACCCUGGCCGUGAUUGAAAGUGAACUAGAAAAGAAAUUCAUCUUGCGUUACAAGGGCACACCUGAUCAUUGGAUAGGCCUCUGGAAAGAAUCAAACCAAGUAUGGAAGUGGGCAGAUGAGACAGAAUUCAACAACACGAUAGAGGUGGGAGGAAAAGGAGGAGAAUGUGCAUUUCUAAGCACUGAUAUUGCCAUUGGCUCUCGUUGCCACAUAACAAGAAAUUGGAUCUGCAACCGCUAUGACACGUAUACAACAAAGAACUCAACAAGAGGAUAAGGGAAACGCGAAUAUAGUAAGCCUUAUGAUAAUAUCACCUGAAAGUCAACUGCAGAGGGAAUGGGAAGAAAAUCUGUAUCUGUUUCAGAGGAUUUGAGUAUGAUUUCUGUGGGUAUUUUUUUUAAAGCACUGAAUGACAUUAGGAAUCUACUGGUGAGGAUUUUGACAGUUAGGGAGAGAGUAUAAGAGGUCACUAUACUGCAUCUUCUUGUUGUAAAAUCGUGCCCAACUCUUCGUGACCCCAUGGACCAGAGCACAUCUGAUUGUCCUUUCAGCAUACCAAAGUUGUGAGAGUUGUGGUUUUCU
This is a messenger RNA of Pogona vitticeps (central bearded dragon), 1129 nucleotides long. The record is from RefSeq and is a predicted model, not a curated record. Lineage: Eukaryota; Metazoa; Chordata; Lepidosauria; Squamata; Agamidae.